CGUCCACACAACGACGACGUACAAAACCAUGGCGCUGCCCCGUGCCACCGGCCUGGCGAGACAGGGUGCUCGCUUCUUGAGCGCAGCAGCAUCAAGGACAACGACGACGACGACGACGACCGUCCGGCCGGCAGCACCUUCGCGACCCGUUCUGCCAGCGAGCCUUGCAAACUGCACCUGCGUCGCCGUCAGACCCUUUGCCUCGUCCUCCGCGCUACAGAAGAAGCGCAAGAUUGCCCCGGCAGCCAACAGCCCAUCGCGCGCCGACGACAAGAACCCUUCUCACUCAACAUCAUCGUCCUCCUCCUCCUCGUCCUCCUCAUCCGCCGCCGAUAACAAUGCCGUCGAAGACCCCCUCGACUUCAGUGGCCUGAUCGCCGCGUACGCCCCCAUCGACGCGCACUUCAAGGCGCAGCUGCAGUCCGUCCUGCACGGCGGGCGCUUCAACCCGUCGACGCUCGGCGCGCUGCCCGUGACGGUCAAGUCGACCGAGCCCGCCGCCCCCAGCGGCAGCGGCAGCGGCAGCGGCCAGCACGACACGUUCCCGCUGCGGGAGCUCGCGCAGGUCGUGCCCCGGUCCGGACGCACCAUCUCGCUGCUCGUCAACGACCGCGCGUACAUCAAGCCCAUCAUGUCGGCGGUGCAGGCCUCGCGCGAGUUCAACCAGCAGCCGCAGCGCUCCGAGGACAACGACCUCGAGCUGCUGCUGCGCGUGGAACUCGAGCGCCGCGACGAGCUCGCGCGCCGCGUCAAGGAGGCGACGCAGGGCUGGCGCGAGAGGGUCCGCCAGGCGCGCACCCGUCACGACAAGAUGCUCAAGGAGGGGAAGCGCACGGGUGCCGUGCUGCCCGACGUGGUGAAGCGCGCAGAGAAGGAGCUGCAGAAACUGCAGGACAAGAAGAUGAAGGAGAUUGACGCCGAGGAGGCGCAGACGAUGAAGCAGCUAGAGAGGGGGAAUUAGAUGGCCAAAACCCGACAGAUCGGGGAUGGUUGUGUCUUGACACAGCUUGUUUUCCCUCGAUUUGAAAAUGUACUACUAUUACAACAUGAUGGCAGCCGCCGCUCCCUG
Messenger RNA from Purpureocillium takamizusanense, 1069 nucleotides. Its product is annotated as succinate semialdehyde dehydrogenase NADP+ linked. The transcript has 2 exons. Gene Ontology annotation, cellular component: mitochondrion. The record is from RefSeq and is a predicted model, not a curated record. Bases 29 to 961 code for a protein of 310 amino acids. Lineage: Eukaryota; Fungi; Ascomycota; Sordariomycetes; Hypocreales; Ophiocordycipitaceae. Gene Ontology annotation, molecular function: ribosomal large subunit binding. Gene Ontology annotation, biological process: translation.